This is a messenger RNA of Mucor velutinosus, 390 nucleotides long. RefSeq lists its product as uncharacterized. The transcript has 2 exons. NCBI's taxonomy places the organism in Eukaryota, Fungi, Mucoromycota, Mucoromycetes, Mucorales, Mucoraceae. The record is from RefSeq and is a predicted model, not a curated record. The coding region runs from base 1 to 390 and encodes 129 amino acids.
AUGUUGGAUAGGGCUAAUUCUCAUGCAACUGUGUUUCCGAGCAUCCAUUUGGUCCAGUCAGAUGGCGUAACUACACCUAUUGUGAUUGCUACCAACGUAUCCACUGCAUUAGGCCAAAUCGAGGCUGAAUUACCAAGAACACUGGUCCCCUCCAAUGCCUACUACAUGACGUUGGGUACAGCGCCUCAUUCGUGCCAGUCAGGCAACUUGAGAAUCAUAGGAGCCUCAUCUUUUGUUCCUGAUCCAAAGACGCCUGAAGGCCUCAACAACCAGAUUUCUUCAGGCAGAUUUCCAAAGGGUGCCAAUGAAGCAGUAUCGAUAUCGCUGCCCUUCCUGCACAUUACAUUUGCAAUCAUUGCUAUCACACUCAGCUUCACUCUCGUCAUUUGA